AUGGCCCCGGAAAAGGAGAAGUCGAAAGUUCACAAGUUGUCUUUGAAAGGCUCUGCGAAGCUGGUCUCGGAAUUUUUUGAAUACUCCAUUCACUCUAUACUUUUCCAACGCGGCGUAUACCCGGCAGACGACUUUACAGCAGUUAAGAAAUAUGGCCUCAACAUGCUGGUCUCGGCAGAUGACCAGGUCAAGGCAUAUAUAAAGAAAAUAAUGUCACAACUGAAUAAGUGGAUGCUGGGAGGCAAGAUAUCCAAGCUGGUUAUUGUCAUCACAGACAAGGACACCGGAGAACACGUUGAGAGAUGGCAGUUUGAUGUCGAAAUAUUCAAACAGUCAAAGAACAAGGCUGCUAAAGCUGCAACUGAUAAUGAAAACGCCAAUCCGGGGGCACAAGCCGGCAGCUCUGCGCCGGCUGAAAAAUCUGAGAAAGAGAUACAGGACGAGAUUCAAGCUAUAUUCCGUCAAAUCACAGCAUCAGUCACCUUUCUACCAAUGCUUGACGGAAACUGUACGUUUAACGUGCUCGUCUACGCGGAUGCCGACUCUGAAGUGCCUCUGGAAUGGGGCGACAGCGACGCCAAAGAGAUUGAAAAUGGAGAGAAAGUGCAGUUACGUAGUUUCAGCACGAGCAACCAUCGGGUUGACACCAUGGUUAGCUACAGGCUAGCAGAGUAG
Molecule: messenger RNA, 675 nt
Organism: Trichophyton rubrum CBS 118892
Lineage: Eukaryota; Fungi; Ascomycota; Eurotiomycetes; Onygenales; Arthrodermataceae
Exons: 9
Coding region: 1-675 (224 amino acids)
Biological process (GO): mitotic spindle assembly checkpoint signaling
Cellular component (GO): cytoplasm; kinetochore; nucleoplasm
Source: RefSeq, a predicted model, not a curated record